CCCGCGCCCGCGCGCCCUCGGCCCCUGGAGAGGCGCUGCGUCCUGGGACAAUGGGGCCUCGGCGGCUGCUGCUGCUGGCCGCCGGCCUCAGCCUGUGCUGGCCUCUGCUGAGCGCCCGCGCCCCAAGCCACGAGCCAGAACCCGACGCAGGCAAUGACACUGUGGGUCCCCGGACCUUCUUCCUCAGGGAUUCCAGCCAUGGGUUCGAACCAUUCCCCUGGGAAGAGGAUGAGGAAAAGAAUGUGAGCACGCCGGCGGAGAGCAGGCUGAGCCCUGGCAACCGCAGCCUGCCGCCUUCAGUGUCCAUCUCCCAGGAGGCCUCCGAGUACUUGGGCAGCCCCUGGCUGCGGCUGUUUGUCCCCACGGUCUACACAGGUGUGCUGGUGGUCAGUCUGCCACUGAACCUCACAGCCAUCGCCGUGUUCCUGCUGCGCAUGAAGGUCAAGAAGCCGGCCGUAGUGUACAUGCUGCACCUGGCCACGGCUGACGUGCUCUUCACGGCCGUGCUGCCCUUCAAGAUCAGCUACUACUACUCGGGCAGCGACUGGCGGUUCGGGCCCGAGCUGUGCCGCGUGGUCACAGCAGCCUUCUACUGCAACAUGUACGCCUCCAUCAUGCUCAUGACAGCUAUCAGCGUGGACCGCUUCCUGGCUGUGCUCUACCCCAUGCAGUCCCUGUCCUGGCGGACGCUCGGCAGAGCCUCGCUGGUGUGCCUGGCCAUCUGGGCCCUGGCCCUGGCAGGCGUGGUGCCGCUGCUGCUCCAGGAGCAGACGGUGCAAGUGCCCGGGCUCAACCUCACCACCUGUCACGAUGUGCUCAGCGAGCGCCUGCUGCGGGGCUUCUACGCCUACUACUUCUCUGCCUUCGCCACCAUCUUCUUCUUCGUGCCACUCGCCAUCUGCACUGUCUGCUAUGCCUCCAUCCUCCGCUGCCUCAGCUCCUCAGCCGUGUCCGACCGCGGCAGGAAAUCUCGGGCCCUGCUGCUCUCGGCUGCUGUUUUCUGCAUCUUCCUGCUCUGCUUCGGCCCCACCAAUGUGCUCCUGGUGCUACACUACUCCUUCCUGCCGCACGGCCCCUCCACCGAGGCCGCCUACUUUGCCUACCUGCUGUGUGUGUGCGUGAGCAGCGUGAGCUGCUGCCUCGACCCCCUGCUGUACUACUUCGCCUCCUCCGAAUGCCAGCGGCAGCUGUGCAGCCUGCUGUGUCACAGGGACAGCGCCGAUGUGGCCAGCUGCAACAGCAGCGGGCAGCUGAUGGCCAGCAAGGGGGACACCUCUAGCCACCUGAACCGCAGCGUGUACAAGAAGUUGCUAGCUGCCUGACCACAGGAAGCACAGGGCACCAAGGGACUGCGCCAUUCACUGCCAGGCCCACAACCAUACCACCAGUCGAGGCAGCAUGUGUUUGAUCGCUUGCAGCUUCCCAUGCAGCUAAGUGACCCUGUGGGGUAUGGCCCAUACUGCCACAGUAGCCCAACAACACUUUCUCACAUGCCUGGGUGGCUUGCCAUGUGUGCACAUGUGUGUACCAUGUGGGCUACCACAGUGACUAUGGAGAUAACCCAUUCUUACAGUUGACAUGUAACGUCCAGAUGAAGGAAUUCAGCCCUCAACUAUGGAAGACUUCCACCCACAGCGGGGCCCAGCUGCAACUUGGGCGGCUUUCCCCAAAGACUGUUGAAAUCACUGCACUGCUGGGGGAAGCCGUGGAGGGAGAAUGCUCAGAGCUCUGUUCAUGGGCAGAGGGUCAGGGUUCCCGCUGUGGGCAUAGGAAAUUCUUAACACCAACAUCCCAUCCCGUUAGGCGCUGGACACCAUUUUCUCCCUCUGUACACUGUGUGUGUUGACCAGGACCACAACCAUGAGCCCACAUCCCUGUGGUGCCCAUGGCCACCAGCCAAAAAUGCCAAGUCCACAGCUACACACUGGUCAUGACCUGCUCCCCAAGCAGCCAGUCUUGAGAGGGCCCCACACAGCGGAUGUGCCACCCCCUGGGUGUGUGCAGAUGCGCAGCACAACUCAGCAGUGGGGUCGAAAGCACCACGUCCUUCCCUCCCCAAGGCCCUGAGGGCCUGCCGUGUUCUGGGCAUCUCUGUUGGAGACGGGCUGAGCAGGGGUGAGAUCUGGGAGGCAGUGAGGGACUUCUCUGUCCAUCCUGAGGCAGAAAGAGGCCAUGACCGCGUCCAGGAGUUUGUGCAGGGUAGAGACCGAGGCCUAGCUUGAGAUGAGCUAGCAGCAGCAGUACAGUGCACGUGCGAUGUGUGUGCCGUGUGCUUGCCAUAUGUGAGAGAACAUGGUGUGU
Messenger RNA from Ochotona princeps (American pika), 2301 nucleotides. RefSeq names its product coagulation factor II thrombin receptor (gene F2R). Gene Ontology annotation, cellular component: membrane. The record is from RefSeq and is a predicted model, not a curated record. Lineage: Eukaryota; Metazoa; Chordata; Mammalia; Lagomorpha; Ochotonidae. Bases 51 to 1322 code for a protein of 423 amino acids. Gene Ontology annotation, molecular function: thrombin-activated receptor activity. The transcript is spliced from 2 exons. Gene Ontology annotation, biological process: positive regulation of blood coagulation; positive regulation of Rho protein signal transduction; blood coagulation.